Phyllopteryx taeniolatus (common seadragon) is the source of this 6658-nucleotide messenger RNA. RefSeq names its product neuronal pentraxin 2a (gene nptx2a). The transcript has 5 exons. Bases 222 to 1523 code for a protein of 433 amino acids. Lineage: Eukaryota; Metazoa; Chordata; Actinopteri; Syngnathiformes; Syngnathidae. The record is from RefSeq and is a predicted model, not a curated record.
AGCGCGCAGACGCGCUGGCAAGUUGUCGGCAACAUUCCGCGCAGGAUCUGCUUUUGCUUUUGGCAGCCUUUCGCGUUUCCAGUUUUGGAGACGAGCGCGUGGAUGUACGAUUUGUGAUUCUUGCGCUUCUUCCCUUCGGAGCUCAGCAAAAAACCGUUGCGGGCGCGAGUGCGCGUCGGCUCGAAGUUUUGCUGGUUUUUGAAUUCUCCGAAAUCGGGAGAAUGCUGCGCGAGCUGCUGGCGCUCUUCCAGCUGCUCGGCUGCGUUCUGAGCCAGGACGCGGCGGGGAGCCGCUUCGUGUGCAACGCCAUGCCGCCGGGCGCGGAGGCCGGCUGCGGCGCCGCUCCGACGGGCCCCGCCGAGGACGAGCUGCGGAGCGCCGUCGCGCGGCUGCGGGAGACCGUCCUGCAGCAGAAGGAGACCAUCGGCGGCCAGCAGCGCACCAUCAGGGAGCUCAACUCCGAGCUGGCGCGCUGCGAGGCGGCGGACGACACGGCGCCGCCGGCCAAGUCUCGGGCUCCGGGCUCCAGGAGGAAGGACUUGGGCAAGAACACCAUGGGCGACCUGCCCCGGGACCCCAGCGACACCAUAAACCAGCUGGGCAAGACCAUGCAAAGCCUGAAGGGGCGCUUGGACAGCCUGGAGCAGCAGACUUUGCACGUCCCCAGCACAAACGCGUCGGCCGGAGGCGUUCCGCCGCUGCGGGAGCUCCUGGGGCGGCGUCUGGGGCUCCUGGAGACGCAGCUCCUGCGAAAGGUGGCCGAGCUGGAGGAGGAGAAGAGCCAGCUGUACAACGACACGGCGGCCCAUCGCCGACGCACCGAGAACGCCCUCAAUUCUCUCCUGGAGAGGAUCACGGAGCUGGAGAAAAACAACAACGCCUUCAAGUCGCCGGAGGAGUUCAAGGUGUCGCUGUCUCUGCGCACCAACUACCUGUACGGACGCAUCAAGAAGAGCCUCCCCGAGAUGUACGCCUUCACCGUCUGCAUGUGGCUCAAGUCCAGCGCCAGUCCCGGGAUCGGAACCCCCUUCUCGUACGGCGUGCCGGGACAGGCCAACGAGAUCGUGCUGAUCGAGUGGGGGAACAACCCCAUCGAGCUGCUGGUUAACGACAAGGUGGCGCAGCUUCCGCUUUCGGUGAGCGACGGGCGCUGGCACCACAUCUGCAUCACCUGGACCACCAGAGACGGCUUCUGGGAGGCUUACCAGGACGGCGAGCGACUCGGCACCGGGGACAACCUGGCCCCCUGGCACCCGAUUAAACCUGGCGGGGUGAUCGUUCUGGGCCAGGAGCAGGACAUCGUCGGAGGUCGUUUCGACGCCACCCAGGCCUUCGUGGGCGAGCUGAGCCAGUUCAACAUGUGGGACCGAGUACUGCGGCCCGGGGACAUCGUGGGCCUGGCCAACUGCUCGGCGUACAUGCCCGGCAACGUGGUCCCUUGGAUAGACGCCAACGUGGAGGUGUUUGGCGGCGCCACCAAAGCUCCUCUGGAGAUAUGCGAGGACCGCGCGUUCGAUUCCUAAUGCGAGGAGUCGGCUGAAUCCAAAAAUCCAAGUAUUCUCGUUCAUCGCCCAAAAGCAAAGAGGACACGCAUCUCCAUGUUGUGCGGUCUCUCAAAGAUUCACCUUUCAAAGCGCGUGUCCGUCCGUAGAUGUCACGACCGCGUGGGGAAGAUUCGAUCCUGUUGACAUUCUGGGCCUGAUUUACUCAAGGUUUGAGCGAGCAAAAGCGCCGCAAACCCGAACAGAAUAAAAAAAGGCUUAUCAACGAUUGCGUCUGCCAAAUGGGGAAAUUGCCACGCGGUUGAUUUUGUGUGUUCUGGGAGGAGGACUUCAUGCAAAUUGGCACAUGCAUCAAAGCGGAGAUGAAUUGUGACGGCUGAUUCUUUACACGAUGCGUCUGAAAGGCAAACUGAGAGGUGGCAGGGAGAACUUUUCCGCUCGUGUCGACAUUUUGGAAAUGCCAGAAACAAAAAUUGGAGCCGGUCACAAGAAGGAGUCAUGCCAUAUUACCUGUGACAAAACUCAGGACUCAUUUCAGUGCACCGUGACCAUUGGCGGCGGCCUCUCCCAGAGCCUUUUUUUUGGUCGACUGCUGCCCCAAGUUUUCUUUUUACGCAGGAUGUCCAGAUGCAAGGUGCGUCAGAAAGGUUCCAGGACUUAUAUUUCAAAUUCUCCUCGGAAGUAAUCCACCUUGAGUGGAACACAUUUUCCCAGCCUUCUCUGGCCCGCCUGGUAGAAUUCUUCCGGGAACAUCCGCAGCUCCGUCGUCACAGCCAUGUUGAUGCCGUUCACGUCUUCAAAACGAGUCUCCUCGAUGACCCCCCGGCAAAAAAAAAUAUAGCACGGGUGCUUCGUAAAGUCGCUCCAGCACGGAGAUGUUCUUCUUGACCAGGGACUGUGGGAUGCUCAGGGCGUUGCGAGGAGGCGCGUUGUCGCGGUGAAGCGGCAACGGGUUUUCCUACCGCAACUCUCGCCUCUUCGGUUGACCGUCUGGCACACACUGAAGGGGGAGACUCGUAGUUUGUAGUCUGGCUUCAAAUACGGUACCUUUUGCGACACCGGUCCAAGAACCUUUUCUGACACACCUGGGACGUUUAAUUGCCUUGCACCCGGAACGACUGAAAUUCAACAAAACGUGUUUUUUAUGCGGUCGCCGACGUCCGUAAAAUUAUCGGGCCGAUAGGUCUGUGUAGUCGCUCAGGUCGUCACGGUAACCCGCAAAGGUUGAGUCCAGGCAACUGGACUGUUCUUCUUUGUUAAGAAUGCUUCACCUUGAAUUUUCAGCGUAAUAAAAAAAUGAUCCAUAUAAUUAAAAGGUGAAACGUGUUCAGCGAUGGAGAGCAGCCCAGCGGCCUGGUUUCCUUCGGAGCGAUUCCGCCACGAUGCGAGUUGCACUGGACCCGAGAGCAGACUGAGUAGAUUUUGAAUCCUUCGACGCAAUCGAAUCGUUUGGAAUCGUCGAUUGCGCCGCCAAGGCAAUCUGAACACGCAAUCUAGCGCCCGCAAAUGAUCGCGACUUAGUAUCUUAAUCUGUUGUUGUGAACACGCAAUUUGGGAUCUUAGUAAAUCAGGCCCUGAGAGUGUGUGUGUGUGUGUGUGUUUUGGUCUUCUUCCAUUCGACUCGUCGUGCAUCCCUAACAGCGACGAUGCCCUCCAGCCGGCUUUCGUGCGUCGCGGAACAUUAUUCCUCAGUCGGACGCUUUGAAGAGCAAACCAGCGGUGAGGAGGCGUUCAGGAUUCUUCUUUAUUGUGAAGCGUCACGCCGCGGCUGAUCGGCCAUAUUUAAUGCAUGAGCCCCAGCGAGCGCUGCAAGUUUGUGCAUGCCUUCUUUUAUUUAGUCUGCAGCGUGCGCGCGCGCGCGCGUGUGCUCAAAGCAAGUGAGCGUGCGGACAUUACGUAAGCGAAUGUCUUGCGUGUUAAAAUACGAGAUUAGCAGCGAGGGAGGACAUUUUCAUUCUUGUAAAUCUGCGCUUAAUACCUCUCUGCCCCUUGAGCAGCUGCCAUAUUCCAAACGGCUUCAUAUGGACGCUCGCGCUCAGGUUAAUCGCGAAUAGCGUAGCGCUGCCCAGAACCGGCUCAAACCGGCGGCCGCAUCCCGGCCCCGAGGGCCAAUCCGUAAUUCCUCCGUCAUGAAAUCAGCGCAACCUCGAUUUAUCGGUUUCAUUCCUGCCAUCGCCGCCCGACUCAAAUCGCUGUUUUCUUUGAACCCAAAUGGAUCCAAUCCGCGUUUGACAUGACAUUAUGAAUGUCCGCCGAGCAUAACGCUGUCAUGCUAAAAAAAAAAAAAUUCUGCAGAAAUUUAAGACUGAACCCCCGCAUAUUCGCAGUUCUCUUUUUUUAUGCUCGGGCCAAGGCCGUGUCUACUAAAAAAUGAAAAAAUAAAAAAAGUGAAAAAAAUAGCUGUUGCGCCAUCUUGUGGCAGCUAUAGGCACUUGCGAUUUUUCACUCUUAGCCGAUUGCGGAGGUUGACUGUACGUUUUGCAGCUUCAUUUUUGGCUUAGCUAAAACCCGGCUUGCACAAUUCCUUCCAGGUUGAAGUGCAACACAAAGAAAAAGCAAGAAAAUCAAUAAAGGCAUCAAGGAAUUGAUUUUUUCCGAUAGCCGUGUUAAAUGUUCCUUUCCGUUGGAGCUUGCGUGGGGGAACUUCAUACACACCGAAAAGAAAAUGAAAAGGCUGAGAAAUAAAGUUCCAAAAAACGUCAUCAAAAUUUAAGAGAAUUCAUGUUGUACUGUUAAGUCAAUCAAGUCCAAAAAGGGAGGAAUGUUAGGAGAAUUCAAUCAUAUUAAAAAAAAAUCCAUUUUUUAUUUUUUUUUUUUUUUAAAAGCAGUCCUGUUACCAGGAUGAAGUCGUCGUGCUACGAGAAAGGAAGUCAUGUCACAAUUACAGCCGUGCCUUGAGAUAAUCAUCAGUUUCAGCCUCCCCCCAGAAAAACAAGGAACAUUUUUUUUUUUAUAUAGAAGCAAAAUAACGCCAUAUAAUAUUGCACUUUAUUCAAGCAUACAGCGAUGACAUAAGUAUUUCGAUAGUAAAGGAUGAAACUGUUUUUGCCGCAUUUUUAGCUUCAAUUCAAUGCGCAUUGUGCAGCUCAUUCUGGUAUGCUCGCCUUGGACACCGGGGGCAGUAUAAAACACAGUUGCUGCAGUGAUAUUAGUUAGUUAUCACAGAGGAUAAAGAAUAUAUGCCUGUUUGUAUCGUCAUAUUAUCUGUCUACAUGUUCCGCCACCAUUUGUGUUCAAAUAUUUGUUGCUUAAAGCGUUGUAACGCCGCGACAACCACGACAACCUAUUUGUUAGCCCGUCUAUGACAUUUUGUAUUGUUUGUUAGUAUGAGGCUAAAUGGACUUUAUUCAGAGGUGACGCUACGUGAUUGUUUGAAACACACAACACGCAUUUUUUGGGAGAUUAUUCUCAUCUGCCGAAGUGCUGCUUGUUGUCAAACGAGUUGAGAUGCGUUCACUGCCACCUCACAGCGCUCGCAUCUCAAGUUUGUGUCCGCAGGUCCCCAAAAAAAAGCAGCCAAAUGAGGGCUCGUAUCUCGAAAAACUUUGAAGUCAGGUCACUCUUAUCUCAAGGCACGGCGGCAUAAAUGUCUACUUUUUCCAGGAAGAAAUUGUACAGUUGCAUGCAAUAAAAAGGGAUCAUUUCAAUGAACGAACGGCAAUUUGUUACACAGACUGAAAUCCAUAUUUUUGUAUAAUAUUAGGACUUUAUUCUCAUACUGUAAAAUUGUGAAUUUCUUCUCGUGAAAUGACUCCUUCACUUUGGCAAUACGUCUUUUUUUCUUGACAGUGUGGCGUACAGUAAAAUGUUCAUGACGCAGUAUCGUACUGGACAGCGCAGAAUGUUGUAAAAAAAAAAAUAAUAAUACAAAUGAAGAAUUGAACACAAAUUUGUUCGGAAAUGCUUCAGUGAAAAGUUUUUUUUCCAAACCCCCAAAAAUAUUUCUGCCUCUUUCUGCUCUUGAUUUUUGCUCAUUAGCAGAAUAAGACGGCGGAAAAUAUUUGCCGCCAAUGACAAAUUGCCUUUUUUUUUGGGAGAAGAAAAAAAAAACAUUUGCAGUUGUUUUAUUCGAUUUAUCUUUUUAGGUAUUGAACCCGACAUUUGUCAUUUUAAAACUCACCAAGAGCUGUGAGCGCAUUACCCUUCGUUGUGUUUUUCGUUGAAAUGUGUGCAAAAAAGAUGUCAUUGUGUGUCGAGAGCAAGCACGGAAAGAAACCAAGCUGGCAACAAAAAUGCACAAAGCUGCAAAAGUCUUCUUCGCCUUGUUAGUCCGAAUUCACACCGACCUGUGGCCUCAAUCAACUGCAUGAAGAAUGUGUGUGUGGGAUUUCUUUUUUCUUCUGAUUAUUGCAUUGUCCGCACAUGUUGGCAAACGUCAGUUGUACAACGUUGAAUAAACAAAGCAUUCCAACUCGCUUGCCUUUUUCCUGAGUGUUCGAAGAGGAAAUGAAAAACAAAUCGGCUCCUCUUCUUGAAUAUUUGCGUCCCAAAGUUGAUUUUGGGAAGCACAGAAAGCACAUCCAUCCGCUCAUUGCUGCCGAUCCAACGUCAUCAUCGAAACGGAAUCCCGUUGUCAGCGAGUAUUUUCUUUAGUCUCGUCCGAGGUUCCUUCAAUGAUUCAUGCGCAACGCUGCCAUUUGCGGAAAGCCGAAGCUGAAGUCGAAUGCCGCGACGCUCAUCGUGGGAUGAUAUGCAAAGAUGCCGAUGAAUACUGAAAGAACGCUUUGAAUCCAUUGAGACGUACGUCGGGGGCUUUUAUUUUGAAAGUCGCGGAAGAGAAUGCGCUGACAAUUGGAAGCUGCUCAAGUCCAAACUAAAUGGCAACGUCACGCAAAUUGCAUCCAAAUUUCCACGCGGCUGACCUCCGGCCAACCUUGAGGAAAAUCACUUAGCCGUCCGUAAUCCUUGAUCGAACGCAACAAGCCGCCGACAAACUUCUGCAGCGAACUUUUGUUUCACGUCGACUGAAGGGAGCGAGUUGAUGUCGGCUCGAUGUACUUUUGCCGCCGCUGCAAUUAUGAUUUGUUCAUUCCAAAGUCGAGUGGAGUUUUUGGGCCGCAGCUUUGCUUCCAAGCCCGCGCACACCACGCGCGGCAAACCUUUUUUUCUUUUUGUUGUGUCGGCCAUUGUCGCGCUCACCUUUGCCGAACUUCCAA